AUGGGCUGGUUUUUUAGGGAAAGAAGGGGAUGGAAGCAAGGGUGGACAGAGCAAACACUAGCCUCUGUGUCUGCACCUCCUAUGCCUCUACUUGCUAUAGCUGGUAUCAUUGUUCUUUUAAUGGUGCUCUCCUCUUACACAGGCUACAAGUCACAGAUGCACAAAAACCUCAUCAACUUUAAGAUGUUCCUCUUCGUAUUGCCUGUGCUGCUAAUCUUUGUCAUGCACUCGGUCACCAAAUAUGGAAGGAUUGUAAUUAUUGCCCCAAUUACAAAGACUCCUGUUGUUCAUCAAGCUCAGAGCUUGCCUUGGCCCCUGGCUUUGUUGCUGGUUUUGCUUUUGGUUAUGGUCUCUUACCAGCCUUAUUUUCAUUCCAAGUGGUGGCCACCAAUUUGGGGGUCAUACUACUAG
Quercus robur (English oak) is the source of this 411-nucleotide messenger RNA. RefSeq lists its product as uncharacterized. The record is from RefSeq and is a predicted model, not a curated record. Bases 1 to 411 code for a protein of 136 amino acids. The transcript has a single exon. NCBI's taxonomy places the organism in Eukaryota, Viridiplantae, Streptophyta, Magnoliopsida, Fagales, Fagaceae.